AUGUCACCGCAUGCUACAACAACCGUCCCCACAGGGACCUACAACUGGUGGAAGGAGGCCACUGUCUACCAGGUAUACCCCGCAUCAUUCAAGGAUUCCAACGGCGAUGGAUGGGGUGAUAUCCCUGGUCUGAUUUCGGAGAUUCCAUACCUCCAUUCACUGGGCGUCGACGUAGUAUGGCUGUCACCGCACUACGACUCGCCGAUGCACGACAUGGGCUACGACAUAUCCGACUACGAAAAAGUGCUUCCGGCAUACGGAACUGUCGCGGACGUCGAGAAGCUGAUUGACGAGUGCCACGAGCGUGGCAUGAAGCUCAUCCUUGAUUUGGUGGUGAAUCACACCAGCGACGAGCACGCCUGGUUCAAAGAAAGUCGCAGCAGCAGGGACAACGAGAAACGCGACUGGUAUUUCUGGCGGCCACCACGGUACGACGAGCAGGGCAAUCGGGUUCCGCCGACAAAUUACAGGGGCUAUUUCGCUGGGAGUACGUGGACGUGGGACGAGCAGACGCAAGAGUAUUACCUGCACCUGUACGCGAAGGAGCAGCCUGACUUAAACUGGGAUAACCGCGCCACGCGGGAAGCCAUCUAUGACAGCGCGAUCCGGUUCUGGCUUGACAAGGGGGUGGAUGGCUUUCGCGUCGACACCGUCAACAAGUAUAGCAAGCGGACGGAUUUCCCCGACGCGCCCGUCACCGACCCCAAGAGCUAUAUUCAGCCCGCGGUGGAGAUGUGGUGCAAUGGUCCGCGGAUCCACGAGUUCCUGCGUGAGAUGUAUGAUGAAGCGCUGGCGCCGUAUGGGGACGUGAUGACCGUCGGCGAGUUGGCGAAUACGCCUGACCCGAAAGACGUGCUCAAGUAUGUUGGCGCGUCUGCGAAGCAGCUGAGCAUGGUCUUCCAUUUGGAUAUUGGCCAUAUCGGUAUGGGCAGCAGCCUGGAAGACAAGUAUAUCUUCCAACCGUGGAAGCUCACUGAGAUGAAGGCCAUCGUGAGCAAAUGGCAGACUUUUGUCGAGGGGACGGACGGGUGGACGACGGUUUUCUGUGAGAAUCACGACAACGGCCGGUCCGUGUCACGAUUUGGAUCCGAUGACCCUGAAUUCCGAGAACACUCUGCCAAGAUGCUGGCGUUGAUGAUGGUAGCCAUGACCGGAACUUUGUUCUUGUACCAGGGGCAGGAAAUCGGGAUGAUUAAUGCGCCGCGUGAUUGGUCCAUUGAUGAGUAUAAGGACAUUGAAGGGCUGGGAUACUAUCGAGAGGCCGAGCGCCAGGCUGCAAAUGGCACGGAUCCAAGCAGACCAGAACGCAUCAUGGACGGUCUGCGGGUUCUAGCGCGGGAUCAUGCCCGACUGCCGAUGCAGUGGGAUGAUUCUCCCAACGCCGGAUUCACGACGGGAACACCAUGGAUGCGCACUCACGAUCUGUACAGAGAGAUCAACGUGAAGAAGCAAGAGUCAGAUCUCCAAAGUGUACUUUCAUUCUGGAAGACGGUACUGCAGGUGCGCAAGGAGUACCGGGAGUUAUUCAUCCACGGUGCAUUUGAGGUCGUUGACUUUGAGAAUCUCGAGACCUUUUGCUUUGUGAAGUCAAGGGAGGAGAUGCGUGCAUUGGUUGCCUUGAACUUCACCUCUUCACCUCAGCCACUUACCCAAGCUGACAUGGCGGGGCAGAUGAAGCUUUUGAUCAGCAACUAUGCCUUCUCGGAACUGGGUACACUACAACCCUAUGAGGGGAGAAUCUACAUAUCAUGA
Messenger RNA from Aspergillus lentulus, 1752 nucleotides. Its product is annotated as glycoside hydrolase family 13 protein. Lineage: Eukaryota; Fungi; Ascomycota; Eurotiomycetes; Eurotiales; Aspergillaceae. The record is from RefSeq and is a predicted model, not a curated record. Gene Ontology annotation, molecular function: alpha-amylase activity; glucan 1,4-alpha-maltotriohydrolase activity; oligo-1,6-glucosidase activity. Gene Ontology annotation, biological process: sucrose catabolic process; maltose catabolic process.